CCGUACUUUAUUUGUAGUUAUGGGAAUUGCUUCAAAACAAAUAUAUUUGGGCAGACGCAUGUAUUUAUCUCAAGCACAAAGGCAGCAAAGAAAAUUCUAAGUAAGGAGACUGCGAAUUUCACAAAGAGAUACAUAAAGUCAAUUGCAAAACUUGUGGGAGACCAAAGCCUUCUUUGUGCUUCACAUGAGCAGCACAAACUUAUUCGAAGCCAUCUUAGUACUUUGUUUACAACUGCAUCUCUUUCGUCAAUGGUUAGACAAUUUGAUGAAUUGACUGUUAAUAAUCUUAGCACUUGGCAACACAGAUCCGACGUUAUUAUACUCCAUGAAGCUCUAAAGAUAACCCUUGAAGCAAUCUGCAAAAUGUUAAUGAAUUUGGAAGGAGAAGAGGAAUUAGAGACGUUGCACAAGGAUGUUGGGCUGAUUUAUGAAGCAAUGCUAGCAUUUCCAAUAAAACUACCAUGGACCAGAUUCUACAAAGGCCUACAGGCCAGAAAAAGAAUUAUGAGGUUGCUGGACAAGAUAAUAGAGAAAAGACGAAACUCCAAAGAAAAGUUUGAUGAUUUUCUAGCUCAUCUUUUGAGUAAGGAUGGUGAGGAGAGUGAACAAGAAAAUGCCACACAGUUAACAAAUCAGGAGAUUAAAGAUAAUAUACUAACCAUGAUUAUUGCAGGUCAAGAUACCACGGCUAGCGCGAUUACAUGGAUGAUCAAGUAUUUGGAUGAAAAUCCCGAUGCUCUUAACCAACUUCAGGCUGAACAACAAGCCCUUCAGCAAAAGGUUUCCAGCAAAGCACACCUCACGCUAGAAGACCUGAAUUGUAUGCCAUAUGCAUCUAAGGUUAUUAAGGAAUCACUUCGAAUGGCUUCAAUUGUGCCUUGGUUUCCAAGAAUGGCACUCCAUGAUUGUGAAAUUGAAGGAUUUACGAUCAAAAAAGGAUGGAACAUUAACGUGGAUGCUAAAUCAAUACAUUUUGAUGCAAUGAUAUUCCAUGAUCCGAAUAAAUUCAUUCCUUCAAGAUUUGAUGUUGAUUCAAAACCAUAUAGCUUUUUAGCAUUUGGAAUGGGAGGAAGAACAUGCCUUGGACUGCAUUUGGCUCGAGCAAUGAUGCUUGUUUUUGUCCAUCGUUUGACCACAUCCUACAGGUGGAUGGUAAUAGAUUCUGAUGAAAGCAUUGAGAAAUGGACACUUUUCUCAAGACUAAAAAGUGGUUGUCCCAUACGUGUUACGUGUUUAGAGGAGGAGAGGGAGUUCCCUAAUGCAUCAAUAGCAUAAAGCCAAAAUGUUACUUAUUUAUUUAGAGUAGUUAUGAUAUAUUUGCAACAACAAAGAGAGAACACUAGGGGUCCAACAAGAUGUAGAUAAAAGUAAUUGUUUGAUCAUAUUUUAUGUAAAUAAUCUUUAAAUAUUUUAAAUUGUUAACUGUUGAUUUA
This is a messenger RNA of Nicotiana tabacum (common tobacco), 1433 nucleotides long. The record is from RefSeq and is a predicted model, not a curated record. Lineage: Eukaryota; Viridiplantae; Streptophyta; Magnoliopsida; Solanales; Solanaceae.